Messenger RNA from Penaeus vannamei (Pacific white shrimp), 4937 nucleotides. Its product is annotated as protein dbl-1. Gene Ontology annotation, cellular component: extracellular region. The record is from RefSeq and is a predicted model, not a curated record. NCBI's taxonomy places the organism in Eukaryota, Metazoa, Arthropoda, Malacostraca, Decapoda, Penaeidae. Gene Ontology annotation, molecular function: growth factor activity; cytokine activity.
UGACGGUGUGUGCUGUGUCAUGGUGGCUUAGUGGGAGAGAUAACACGUGACAGUGAAAUACAACAAAACCAUGAGAGUGCUUGAUAUUAUUCUAGCGGCGAUUCUGCUGCUGAUGUUCUCAGGUGUCCUUCUAGAGGCAACUGCCCGUGCGGCUGCAGGAGUCAACCCCCAACAAUAUAUCGAGGAUGCGAGUAGAGGUCGCACAGUUCAUAACCCGAAAGAAAAGUAUUCCAUAUUGAAUGAAGCUCGUGAAACCUUCCACCGUUAUCCCCAGGAUCCUAGUGAAAAGUAUGAGGAAGAUCAAGUUGAUAACACUGUUACGGAAAAAGACAAUGAGGACGACGACGAUGAGGAGGAACAAGAUUAUGAAUGGUCAGCUGAAGAACUGGAAAUGAUCAAGCAGAAAAUUUUAAAUGGCCUAGGAUUGACUACCGUCCCAACUAGAUCAAAGGCCAACGUCAGCAAGGAGGAGUACGAGCGAGCGUACAGCGAGUACAUCCGCCUGGUGCAGGAGGAGGAGGCCAGGCACGCGGACUCGCUGCUCAGGGAGUACGACGAAGAGGAGGAGCAGGAGGAGGACGUCCUCCGCGACCUGGAGGUGGACGACGAGGAGGAGACGCCCAGCUACAGGUUCUACAGCACUGGCGUCACUCAGCACUCAAGGCGGCGAGGCCGACGCAGCACGGAGGUCGAGGGUCAGGUCGUGCACUUCCACGUGGCAGUUCCCGUGCGGCGCGUCUACGCCCACGACCUGGACGUCAUCCACGCCACGUGUCGCCUGUGGAAGACGGGCGGGCCUGAGCCCCAGGACCCGGCCUACGACUCCGUCACCGUCAGCGUCUACCGCAUGGACGGCAACGGGCGUCGCCGCCGCCGCCGCAAACAGCCCGUGCUGCUGCACUCGCUCAACGUCUCCGUGACCGGCGACGAGUGGCUGACCAUGGAUCUGACGGAGGCUGUGCGAGGGUGGAUAGCGUCGCCCCGCGGCGAUGCUGACGUUCUUGUGCAGUGCCAGGACUGCAGUGCCGCGGGCGUCACUAUCCAUACAGGCACCAACACCUCGAACACCACAUACGUGCCCACGCUCGACGUGCAGACGCAGCUGCCCGCCGGCCGGAGGGUGAAGCGGUCGCGCGAGCUGACGCGGGCCACCAAGCCGAAGUGGCGGCGGCGCAGCGACUGCUCCGAGAAGAAGCGGAAAGGAAGACGUCACUCUCGAUGCUGCAGACGCUCCAUGAAGGUUCGCUUCAAAGAUCUUCCUGACUUUGACUUCGUCGAAUCUCCGGAGGAGUUUGACGCCUUCUACUGCAGCGGCAAUUGCCCUGCACGCUUCAAUCCAGCCAACGAGCAUGCACUCUUACAAUCUCUUCUAAAACUGAAACACAAAAAGAAAAUCCCGGGGCCUUGCUGCGCCCCCACCGCUCUGCACGGAUUGCAUAUUCUCCACCUCACUGAGGAUAACAAACUGGCCACCACGUACUGGGCUGACGUCAUCGUCACAGAAUGUGGCUGUGCUUGAGGGUAACAGUCGUGUUAGUUUUCUAGAAUCAGUGGCUGGGCUGAGCCCCACGUCAUAGAGUGACCGCAGCAGCAGUCUAACAGCAGCCUGCGGCCUUUACUAGUCACUCCCACUACGCUUCCAAACCGCCAGGGCAAAGCCGCCCGAACCGCCCACAGGUCGGGCCGAGUCGCGCGCCCGGCUGCCUCGCCGUGUGACCCCACAAUGUACUUGAUGUUCUGGUGUAGCUGAGCUGCAGCGUGAGCAUGUGCGUAACCCUGUCUCUCGUGCAUCAGACUUUUCUUGGUUUGGCUUUCCGGAGAAGGAGGUGCGAUCCGCAGCCAGAGAAGGACUGUGUGUUAGGCACAGAUUGUAACGCAAUUUCCCCCACUUUGUUAUCUUCGUCUCUCACAUCAGUUAAUAGGAUAACUGACUCUCACACCACCCGUUACUCUACAAGAUUUCAAUUUUCUUGUGUAGAUUUAUUUUUUCACUCAUUCUUUGCUUGUCUUAUCUCAUAUAUACCUCACAUCCUCUCGAUAUAGUCAUCCGCUCCCAUUUGCCAGUUGCGUGGGAUAAAGGAAUCUUUUAUUUUACCUGUUUGAUGUUGUGCACUUACAUUGCGUUGUGGAGUGGCUUUUGUUUCUAUGUGGCAUUCCCUAAGUUUAUACUUUUAUAUGGAAACGGGUGUUCUGACGCCACUUUGACAAUGUGCGUGCCUGGUCUGUGUGUUUGGGUAUGUGCGUAUGUGCGUGCGUUCUCGCUUGCUUUUGUAUAUGAACCUUCCUUAGCCCACCGCCAUGGUUACUUUCAAUGGUGACACCUAAACUAUUAUAAUCUAAGCAGUAUUGAGUGUUGUACAUUGCGUGUUCGUUGUCUAUCUGUGAUAAAUGUGCAUAUUGGUAUCUUGAGGUUGUAUAUUUUAUAUUUUAUCAUAGUUAUUUAUGUUAGUCUGUUCUAUGAUAGAUAUUGAAGUAUUUAGGUUAGGGUAAUGUAAUCAAGUAACUAGGUUUCGGAGUACAUAAAAUGUUUUUCUUCCUCAUCUUCUUCUUCUUCUUCGGUCUUCGACAUGCCAUUCAAUUGUGGCAUGAAAUUAGGAUCGACUUUCGGAUUUUAGCAAAAUGAUACCUUCAGAUGCUCUAUAUCACGUCUUCUCCAACUGAAUUAUCAUUCCCCAGCUUCAUGUGACUUGCUCUUCUGAUGCUUUCCUUUACUGUGUUGAAUCUGUGACCAUUGAUGGCGAUGACGCUUAAGGUACCUGUCUCUGAGUUCCAUUUUGGUGUCUGUGUCCGCUGUCAUCGUAAACACUGAUGUUGCCGCCUGUCCUUGUUUUAGGAAGACGGCGUCUAGCCUAAUCUCUGGAUUGCUAUAUGCCGAUUUCCAUUUUUUUUUUUUUUUUUUUUUUUUUUUUUUUUUGUGCUCUUAACAGGGAAACUGCUUUGAUAUCCUAGUUACUGCGACAUACAAAGUUCACCACAAAGUUAAACGAAGAAUAAAAAUAUGUAUUUUUAGGAGUAGGUAAAGAACAAAUGAAAGAUUUUUGUAUUAGUUAUUAACUUUGAUGUUAAACAGUUGUGUGUGAACACAUAGAAACUUUUAAAUUUUAUUUGAGAGUUUAUUUUACCACACUAUUGAAAUCACAAUGGAUAGACAGUUUUAAGAUUAAGUUCUGAAUAUACAGUAUAUUUACUAGAUGUAUUAAAGAAUGUUCAAACGAAAUGAAAAGGCAUUCAUAUAUAAAUGUGUAUGGUUAAAAUCACUUGUAAGAUAUACUAAUGUAAAGAGAAAAAAAAAAAAAAAAAAGACUACUGAAAAAGAGAGAGAAAACACAGAAGAAGAAAACCUGCAGGUUCAGGUCGCGUCGAAUGCUGCUUAUUUCUCCAAGAAAUUCCUGUCAGCCCCAACGCCUUGCUACAGUAUUAUGGUUAAGCCUAUCGCAACUAUAUUUAUUUUUUGAAAUAUUCCUAUGUAUAUAAUUUUGCAUGUGUGUGUGUGUGUGUGUGUAUGCGUGUGUGUGUUCGCAUACAUGUGUAUGUCAAAAUAUUUACUUAAACUGAGACAGUAAAUAGAUGUAUUCUGCUGCAAAGUUUUAAUAGCAGCUAACCCUUUCUGUUUUUGUCUUUAAAAGUAUAUUUUGUUGAUUGCUGCUCUCUUUGUAAAUCCAAUACUUUCCACUUACUGAAUAAGUGUCAGUGAAUAGGAGAUAAACCCCAAGUAUUUUUCAAGAAAAUGAUGAAAAUGAUGUUAGAAUAUUUAAUUUACCCACUGUAUUUUUACGUGUCAAACAUUGCUGCACAAAAAGUAUUUUUCUUAUGUGAAAUAAUUUGUUUAAUUGUUUGUGUCCAGGAUAAGUGGCAGUUGUCAAUUAUUUCUCUACACUUGACUGUGUCCCAUAUCUCGCAGAGAUAACUACGGAUCUGUAUAUCUUUAUAGGUGGUUGGCGCCUUGUCUGGUUGUACCAAAAUGUUAUGAGAUGACACCCACGAUUUGUAUGGGAUACAGAACCAACUGUCUCGCCAGUGUGAGCCCCAGGAGAUACUUAAACCUUAGAUAGUCAGAGCCACUUGUCCUUAAUAGGUAGCAUAAUGUAGUUAAGUGUUAAGACUUCCAUGUAAUGUUGCUAGAGUUCUAAUAAGACAAAUCCAUUACUACUAGUAACAAAGGCAAACACCAUUUCUUUUCUUUCUUUCUUUCUUUCUCUUUUUGGCUUUAAGUCAUCUCACAGUGUACUACAAGUUGUAGCCAAAACCGUGCUGUUCCCCAGCACCUCCAAGCUGCACCAGCUAAGGUAUUACCUCCCAUUAGACUUGUAUUUGUAUGAAUUUUACAUGUCCUUGGUUCUCGCUGUACCCUGCGUCUCUCCAGCAGCGUAUUCAAAUAUAACCUGAGCGCUGGCUUCCCAGGACUGCAGUGGAAGCCAGCGCUAAGGAGUGGCACCCGAGGGAGGUAGAACACUGGCUCAAGCCGCAGGUGGAGCUGAGGCGGGAGUACGUCCUAGUACUGGCAGAACGGUGCCGGCUUGCAAGGUUUUACACGAGAGGUCAAGGCUAACGAGAGGUCAAACGCCUGGCAUUCUUGUGGAAGAGGUUAAGCGCCCGCCAGACUGCAUGGUCGCUGGCGGGCCCGGCGACGCACUGCUUCCUGUGAUAGUGUUCCUAGUCAUAAGGUAAAACGCCGUCUUGCUGCCGCUCGACGGCUCCCUCACCCUUGUCUGUCUUAUAUAUACAUACAUGUAUAUAUAUAUGUGCGUGUGCUAAGAUAGGAAGAGCUUUCUUUCACUGCUGAGAGAGGAAAGUCCUAUCUUUCACUGCUGAGAUAGGGCAGCUGACUUAGUUGACUUAGUUGUACACUAAGUAAAUUUCUUGAAACAUAUCUUUACAUAUCCCCUUUUCAGGGUCUUCAUUGCUGCCUUCCCACAAUGUAGGAACCAUGUGUAUGA